Messenger RNA from Paramuricea clavata, 453 nucleotides. NCBI's taxonomy places the organism in Eukaryota, Metazoa, Cnidaria, Anthozoa, Malacalcyonacea, Plexauridae. The record is from the annotation of a GenBank genome assembly.
GAUACCUUCAAAUAUGAUUCCAUUUACUGGAGCAACAAAACUCCUUACCAACUCGAAAACGGGCUUGAAGGUUUGACAAGUAAACAAGCAAAGCUAGCUUCUUACUGGAACACGCCGUUUAAAAAAAUAUGUCUUGGAAUGAACGUCGACGUAGAUACAGUAAGUGAUACCAAAUGGAUUGCGAUUGACCACGAAGCAAGCUCGCUGUUUGAUGUAAUUGCAAACGACGUCAUAUUCACAGCAACAAACAUUACAAAGCCAAAAUGGAAAUCACUUGUCAAUGGUUCAUCGCUGCAAAAAUAUUGUAAUAAACAAGGGUUUAAUAUUCGUGAGGACCAAUCUACUAGGAAGUCGUAUGUACGGAUUGGAUUAGUCGCUAACGAUGCUAACGACUGCAAGACAUGCAACUCGUGUAUUGGCUUUGGUACUUCAAUAACUGGAUGUGAUGGUAAG